Molecule: messenger RNA, 584 nt
Organism: Dictyostelium purpureum
Lineage: Eukaryota; Evosea; Eumycetozoa; Dictyosteliales; Dictyosteliaceae
Product: ribosomal protein L18a
Exons: 3
Coding region: 14-526 (170 amino acids)
Biological process (GO): translation
Cellular component (GO): cytosolic large ribosomal subunit; ribosome
Molecular function (GO): structural constituent of ribosome
Source: RefSeq, a predicted model, not a curated record
AUAUACAGUAAAGAUGAUUCACGAAUACCAAGUUGUUGGUCGUCACGUACCAACUGAAAGAGAUGCCAGUCCAAAGAUCUUCAGAAUGAGACUCUUUGCUCAAACUCCAAUCCACGCUAAGAGCCGUUUCUGGUAUUUCUUAUCUAAAAUCAACAAGAUGAAGAAAGCUACUGGUGAAAUCUUAAACGUCACUGAAAUCUUCGAAGACAAACCACAAAAAGUCAAGAACUUUGGUGUCUUCAUCAGAUAUAACUCAAGAUCAGGUACCCACAACAUCUACAAAGAAUAUAGAGACUUAACCAGAUGUGGUGCUAUCGCUCAAAUGUACGACGAAAUGGCCUCACGUCAUUCAGCUCGUGAACAAUCAAUCCACAUUAUUGAUAUCAAAGAAAUCGCUGCUGGUUUAACCCGUCGUACCAACACCAAACAAUUCCACGAUAGCAAAAUCAAAUUCCCACUCACCCACAGAAUCCAAAAAACCAACUCAACUUUCGUUGCUAAUCGUCCAACUACUUUCUUCUGUUAGAGGUCAUCUGUUUUAAAUAAAUAGAAAUCUAUAUAAAAAAAAAAUUAAACUCGACCCC